AUGAACACAGCGGUGUACAGACCCGGGAACUCGGCACAGGGAUGGUGGGAACCCCUCAUAAUGAACACAGCGGGUGUACAGACCCGGGAACUCGGCACAGGGAUGGUGGGCACCCCUCAUAAUGGGCACAGCAGUGUACAGAACCGGGAAUGCAGCACGGGGAUGGUGGGAACCCCUCAUAAUGGGCAGAGCAGUGUACAGACCCAAGAACUCAGUACAGGGAUGGUGGGAACCCCUCAUAAUGGGCAGAGCAGUGUACAGACCUGGGAACUUAGCACAGGAAUGGUGGGAACCCCUCAU
This is a messenger RNA of Staurois parvus, 300 nucleotides long. Lineage: Eukaryota; Metazoa; Chordata; Amphibia; Anura; Ranidae. The record is from the annotation of a GenBank genome assembly.